CUAUUUCACAUUAAUAACAACCUUACAGUGCUAGGCAGAUCAGACACGGGUUGUUCUGUAUUAAGCAGCUGUUAUAAAGCUAGUUGUGUUUGAUAAAAGUAAUACAGCUAUGAGCAAAACGUUUUUAAUUCACUUGUCAAGCUUGAAUUACAGUCUGUCACUUAGUAUGGCUCACUUUGGUGUGACAUAACAUGUUAAUGAACCAGGCAAUGUUGUGUUAGCUAGCUUGAUAGUUUGCUAGAUGGCUAGCAUUGCUUGUGACUUGCAGGGUGUGAUUGUGUUUUAUUCUUUAUGAUAUCUACAACUAUCCACCGUCGUUACACCUUUCCUUCUAUAGCACUUUAAAUAGAAAAGUACAUUUGUGUUAAACCCUUUCAUGCUGUUCAAAUGUUCCUGUAACCAUGCAUAGUUGAUUUGAUUUAACUCUAGGUUGAUUUUCCAUCACUUUAGAUCCCCUUAAUGGAUUUUCUAUACCAGACGACAUGUGCUAAUAAUAACUCAAUACUAGGGGAAGGAUUUGAUGGGGUGCUUUUGCAUAGAAAUAAUUUAAAAGGCUAUUAAAACAGUAUUUUGGUCAUUUGUCACUCUAUAAUAGAGAAGUAAUAAGGUCAGUAACUACAUUGUUUUCACUGCAAGGCUUACAUUAUGCUGUCAUCUUUAUUAAGACAUCCAACGAAUGGACAGCUUUGUGUUAACCGUGUCUUGUAAUGGUGGAUGCAUGCAUUUAAUCAUGUGCUCUUUAGCCCUUCAGUGCCUCCCUCCAUCAGCAAGCAUGUAAAGGUGUUUCCCUCUAUCUACCUCAUCUGUCAGGUGUACUGAUCAUCAGCAAAAGUACAGUAACUAAAUGGCAUUUUAUUAGAGAUGAAAAGGUUAUGAGAUUAAUUGAUAAACCAACAAAUAUUCUGGUAAGUGACACAUUUUUAGCAGAAAUACCAACAGUUCCCUGCUUCCAGCUACUCGUGUAAAUAUUUGUUAUUCAUUUGUGUCCCUCAAAUUUAUAUCUUUGGAGGUUUGGACUAUUUCCAGUAUGGAUUAACAACCAUACAUUAAAAUGUAACAUGUCCAAGAUAAUAGAGCAGGGUUUAAGCACUGUUGUUUGGACAAAAAGUGACUGUUCCUUGUGUUUUAGUAUAAUGUGAUGAGUAUUUCUAAUGUACAAGUUCUUUUGAAGAUGAGUAGUAAAAAACUACAAUCAUUUGCAGAUCUAUUGUUUUGGAUUAACAUGUCAACAAAAAUGAAACCAGUCAGUUAAUGAACUGAUUGAAAUUUCCAUGAAACAUUAUGGCAUUGUUGAUAUUCCUACACAUACGAGUAAAUAAUUCCUCUUAUUCUAGAGGCUUUAAUGUUUCACAGAAACUUAAGUAAUUUCCCCAUUUUGCUCUUUCAGCGUAUGAAAGUAAAAGAUGCUGAUAGCACAGUUUGACUGCACAGACGCAUGAAAGGUGAAUUAUUCAUGGAGCCUCAUUAGCAUACUGACAUGACUAGUGAACCCCUGCUGCUCUGCCAAUUUCCUGUCAUUUAUUGGCUGUCUUUCUUUGUGCCUGAGGAGAAAUGAAUCUUUGUUCCCUGCUCUUGAGCCAUCUUCAAUACUUCAUGAAAUCAUAUGUUGCUGUCAUGGCGACAUGUGGUGCUAGGGUCCCCGCUGGCAGCCAAAUGUCAUCACUCCCAGUUAUGCAUCAGAUUGUUCAUUCUGUUUUGGCCUAUUUAUCUGGAUGUAGGCUAAUUAAAGACAUUAAGCUCUAGUGUCAUAGAAGAAAGCUUAGUUUUCAGAUUGUGCCAGUCUAAACAGCUUAAUCAAAUGUCAUACAAAACAUGGACUCCAACUGGUUUUCAUCCUGUUGACCCAGCAGUGUUAUGUACAGAAUACUAUACAGCAGGCAAAGUGUUGGAUAAUGUGUCGUCAAAUAGUGGGACGUCUGCAGCCAAGGCAUCACAAAAUCAGUUUUAUUUCCAGCUACAUUAGGAUCAUGAAGGGUAAGAGUUGGUGCAUUAUUAGGUGACAGUAAAUACAUCAUUUUUAGAUUACACAGUAAGAUCUGCAACAGGUGAAUUAUUUAAUUUUCUCCUCUUUGGUAACUUAAGAUUUCAAAAUGAACACUCAGUGAAUAUGCAUGUGUUUCCUUGGCUGUGCAAUAGGGCGACAUUAAACUUUAAACGCAUCAUACCCUCAAAUAUUUAUGACCCCGGUCUGGUGACACGUUGCAGCCUGUGAGUGAGUGAGUGAGGCAGCAGAAAAGAUGCUCCCAGAAACUCAAGAGUCAGGGAGACAGCGAGAGGUCUGCACUGAGACUGCAUGAGGAUAGCACUGCAGGUAUACGCACAUUGGAUGGUAAUCUUGAGCAGCAAUUUGAAUGAAAACAGAGCUUGACUGACAGCAGCUGAUGGAUCCAUCAGUGACUCAAGUACGACAGGCUGCUCCUCCAGGGCUAGAGGAGUACAAUCCCUUCACAGAUACCAAACCAACGCCCGGGGGUAUGGCGCCCAAGACUGCAGCCCCCACCAUCAACACGCAACCCGCCAUCAUGAAACCCACAGAGGAGCCUCCAGCCUACUCACAGUCACAGGAGCAGUCGGGAGCAGCUGCUGAGCUGUUGAGGAGGCAGGAGGAACUGGAGAGGAAGGCUGCCGAGCUGGACCGCAGGGAGAGAGAGAUGCAGUCGCUCAGUGCUUCAGGAGGCAGGAAAAACAACUGGCCUCCCCUCCCAGAGAAGUUCCCCGUCGGUCCCUGUUUCUACCAAGACAUUACAGUGGACAUCCCUGUAGAGUUCCAGAAGACCGUCAAGAUCAUGUACUACCUCUGGAUGUUUCAUACUGGGACGCUGCUUGCUAACCUGGUGGGCUGCCUGGCCUGGUUCUGUGUGGAUGCGUCACGCGGGGUGGACUUUGGCUUGUCUAUCCUCUGGUUCCUGCUCUUCACCCCGUGUUCUUUCGUCUGCUGGUACAGACCACUUUAUGGAGCAUUCAGGAGUGACAGCUCAUUCAAGUUCUUUGCUUUCUUCUUCGUGUACAUCUGUCAGUUUGGCAUCUACGUUCUCCAGUGUAUCGGCAUCACUGGUUGGGGCGCCAGCGGGUGGAUCUCAGCGUUGACCGGCCUGAACCGUAGCAUCCCAGUGGGCAUCAUAAUGAUCCUCAUCGCUGCUCUCUUUACCUCUCUGGCUGUCAUGUCCCUCAUCAUGUUCAAAAAGGUCCAUGGGAUGUACCGUACCACCGGGGCCAGCUUUGAGAAGGCCCAGCAGGAGUUUGCCACCGGUGUCAUGUCCAACAAGACGGUCCAGACGGCCGCUGCUAACGCCACCACCAGGGCUGCACAAGGAGCCUUCAAGGAGCAGAUCUGAUUGGCUUAGAUAGCUUGCUCAUCCCUCCAUCCAUCCCCUUUCCUUCCCUUCUGCUCACACCCAGCUUCCACUGUCCUUGUUUGGACACAUGGAGAGUCCCCCAGCCUUCUGACAAUAUCAAAGUGGAUCAUGUGACGGUGCUACAGUUAGCUUUCCAUGAUCUGUAAUCUCAGUGAUAAAACAACCACUGCAGGCAGGAUCCAAACAGCUCUCAUCACAGACUCUGCACUCCUACCACUCCACCAGCGUGCUCCACUUUAUUUUCUCUGUGUGUGUGUGUGUGUGUGUGUGUGUGUGUGUGUGUGUGUGUGUGUGUGUGUGUGUGUGUGUGUGUGUGUGUGUGUGUGUGUGUGUGUGUGUGUGUGUGUGUGUGUGUGUGUGUGUGUGUGUGUGUGUGUGUGUGUGUGGCCAACUGAAUUGAUGUUUGUGUGCCUCUUUAAAUGUCUGUCUGUCCUCCGUAGACAGAUUCUAAUGUAGCUGAACCAAGUCCGACUUUCUAACGUCACCUUCCACUACAGGUGCUCCCCAGCGUUAUUGGCUUACCAUGCAUCCGAGCCUUACCUUGAUUUAUAAGCCUACUUCCUAUUUGUAAAUUAAUGUAUUACCCGACAAAUCUCUAGCAGCAGCAUGCACUGAUUGGAUCUGCUGUUUUUACAUGAGUAAAUAACUAAUCCCUGCUGCCCCCCCGGUGGACUGACCAUGAAUUGUUGAAGAUGAAUGCCGUGCAUUCCAGUUCACUUCCUUGCCUUCUACUUUCUGCUUGCCUCAGAAUUUGUUUAUAGUGAAGGGUCACCCAAAUUGUACUACUUAAGUAUCAAACAUGCUACUUUGUUGACAGACUUAAGGGCUAAUGUGAUAUUUAUUAUCAAAUAAUAUAUAAACUAAAAACUCUUCAAAUUUGAUCCUUUUUCUCAAGCCGGAAAAACACUUUGCUCCUGAUUGCAUAUCUUAGAGGGGAAAUCCUACCUACUGGGAUGAUCCCCUGACUAAUAUUCUAGUUCCAUUUACAUUUAUUGUUGUUGAAAUAUAUAUGCAAUUAUUAGAUGGAUGGCCAUGACCUUUAGCACAUAUAGUAGCUUCAUGUCCCAUUCCUGAUGAAUAGUAAUCAGUUUAAUCACUUAAAAGGUCAACAUUUACAUUUGUGUAAAACUUCUGUUUAUGAUAACAUUUCUGCAAAUCAAGUGACAUUCCCAUCGAAAUAUUAGCAUGCUAACACGCUAGGCUAACAUGGUAAACAUUAUACCGGCUUAGCAAUAGCCUGCUAGCAUUGUCUUUGUGAGCAUGUUGGCACGCUAAUGUUAGCAUUUAGCACAAACACCGCUACUCUGUAGAGUCCUAGUCUUGUUACUUCAAAAAUGACUGGACUCAUUCAUCAAUAAUUGCCUGUUCUUUGACUAACUGACUAAUAGUUUAAGCUCCAUUACUGUAGACUGAAGACAUUUUAAAAGCCACCUUUCCAGCCAACAACAGUAUUUGAUACUCAAAAGUAUUUUUGGGUGAACUGUCACUUCAAAGUUUGCUUUUGAUCUGCUUCAAAUCUUUUACCUAUAAUGGUAUACAUAUCCAUUGGGAAUUUCGCCAAGUUGCACUUUAAAUCUUUGUCUGCACACUGUAAACUGUGCAAAAGGUAGGAUAUUUAUAAAAAAUGACCUCUCGCCUUCCUGCUCAUUAGUGUCGAUAACUACCAGCUGAGUUCAACAUAGUUCACACAUGAAGCCUACCUAUUCAUGUCCUCUGCUCAGAAAGAAAUCAACUACUGACACUGUUAACAUACAGUACCACUAUCCUGUAUAUACAGAUGCAUGUUUAUACAGUUCUUGUGAAGGGGAAAGUGUAACUCGCCUCCAGCUUUACUUGUGUUCCUGGAGACUUACCUCAGUUUUACUCAGGAUGUGCUCUUUACUUGCAUGUUGAGGUUUAAAAACUAUAGAAUCAAACACUAACUGGACACUGUUUUUAAAGAUAUGUGCUUUAAAUCACUAUGUUGCAAUAAGUAGUACUUAAAAAGAUGAUACAAAUGGGCCAGUAAUGUUGAUGUAAUGCUCUCAUAAUUGCUUGCAUAGUCAUAAUUAGACAAUUGUGGAUUGACGAUCACUGAACUCAAAUCUGAACACUUGCAUAGAUCAUUCAAUUUCCUGGUUAUUUAGACUUUCAAAUGUGUUCUGUCUGCUAAAAUGCGUUUAAAAGUGUCUCUUGCUACGUAAUGUAUGUUUCUUUAGUUGGAGCUGCAAAGCUUUUCCACAGUUUGAAUGUGUCUGAUCUCUUUUGCCUGUUGUGUCUCAUGUUUAAACCAGUCAAGCCUUUGUAUGAAUUUGAUGUGUAGGAGUGUAAAUAGAGGGGAUUUGGCCUUUAAGUCUUAGUCUGUGUGCAGGGCAGAGUCUGGCUGUGGGUCUGUGAUCCUUCUUGAUUUAUUUCAAAGCUUCCUGCAACAUGCCUUGUUUUGCUCUCUGCUCACAUCUUAUCUCUACUCUCCACACUGGCUUGAUUUGAACCAGUGCAUGUGUAUUCCUGAGUACAUUUAUGUACAAAGCAAUGUGAGAUUACUCCUCAAAAACAAUCAAACUGAGUGGCACUUAAAGUAUUUGCUGUUCAUUUUGACUUGCUUAAGAAAACAUGAUAUAUGGCGUUAGAUUGCGAUGUGAACUGUGUGACGUGCUGUAGAUGGGCUGUGGCUUAAGCUUCAUGAUCAACAUGGAUUGUAGUAGAAACACUGACAAUUAAUUUCCAAAGCAUCUCUAACACUAAAAUCCUAAUUAUAUGAUCAAAAAGAAAAUAGAAAGGGAUGUUUGUAUAUUUUGUCACGAGAUGGUCGGCUGUUCGCUCUUGAUUUUGUUGUCAUUUUAAGAUGCACUCUGGUUGAACUUUCAAUCGCAUGUUGAGUAGUUUGAGUUUUGUAUAUUUAUUGUGUUAACACUGAAUUAAACUCUUCUUCUGUA
Molecule: messenger RNA, 6271 nt
Organism: Eleginops maclovinus (Patagonian blennie)
Lineage: Eukaryota; Metazoa; Chordata; Actinopteri; Perciformes; Eleginopidae
Product: secretory carrier-associated membrane protein 1-like
Exons: 9
Coding region: 2382-3335 (317 amino acids)
Biological process (GO): protein transport
Cellular component (GO): recycling endosome membrane; trans-Golgi network membrane
Source: RefSeq, a predicted model, not a curated record